Molecule: messenger RNA, 4410 nt
Organism: Rattus norvegicus (Norway rat)
Lineage: Eukaryota; Metazoa; Chordata; Mammalia; Rodentia; Muridae
Source: RefSeq, a predicted model, not a curated record
UCACCCUGGCUCCUGGGACGCCGCCUCCGGAGAUUUAAGCGAGAGCUGGAGUAGGUCGUGUACUUGGAGUGGACAAGGAAACCGAGAGCCCCGGCGGAGGCGGAGAGGGGCGGGGAGCACAGCAGGUGAGCAGCGCGCCGGACAAGGUCGGGGUCCCGGCACAGAAAAGGAAAUGGGGUUGACCCGGGUCCGCCCCGCGGUGCCGGGGCUGGGAGUCUAAGGUACAGGUCACCUGGAGGAAGCCACAUACUGACCUCCUCAUGCUGCUGACACAGGCAGGAUGGCAUUGAACUCAGGGUCACCUCCAGGAAUUGGACCUUACUAUGAGAACCACGGGUAUCAGUCUGAGCACGUCUAUUCCCCGAGGCCACCUGUGUCUCCCAGUGGCUACAACUUGUAUCCAGCCCAGAGCUGCCCAUCUCCAGUGCCCCAGUAUGCUCCGAGAGUCACAACUCAAGCCUCAACACCUGCCAUCCACAUACAGCCCCGAUCCUCAGGAACACUGUGCACCUCAAAAUCUAAGAAAUCCAUGCUUGUCGCCCUGGCCCUGGGCACUGUCCUCGCCGGUGCUGCUGUGGCUGCUGGCUUGCUUUGGAAGUUCUGGGACAGCAAGUGCUCUUCAUCAGAGAUGGAGUGUGGGUCUUCAGGGACAUGUAUCAGCUCCUCCCUCUGGUGUGACGGAGUGUCACAGUGUCCCAACGGGGAAGACGAGAACCGGUGUGUUCGCCUCUAUGGAACAAGCUUCACCCUCCAGGUUUACUCAUCUCAGAGGAAAGCCUGGUAUCCCGUCUGCCAGGAUGAUUGGAAUGAGAGCUACGGGAGAGCAGCAUGUAAAGACAUGGGAUACAAGAACAGCUUUUAUUCUAGCCAAGGGAUACCAGACCAGAGCGGGGCAACGAGCUUUAUGAAGCUGAAUGUGAGCGCAGGCAACGUCGACCUCUAUAAAAAACUCUACCACAGUGACUCGUGCUCAUCCCGCAUGGUGGUUUCUUUGCGCUGUAUAGAAUGCGGGGUUCGCUCAGUAAGACGUCAGAGCAGGAUUGUGGGUGGGUCGACCGCCUCACCAGGAGACUGGCCCUGGCAGGUCAGCCUGCACGUCCAAGGUAUCCAUGUCUGCGGAGGCUCCAUCAUCACCCCCGAGUGGAUUGUGACAGCCGCCCACUGUGUGGAAGAACCCCUCAGCAGCCCUAGGUACUGGACGGCAUUUGCGGGAAUUUUGAAACAGUCUCUCAUGUUCUAUGGAAGUAGACACCAGGUAGAAAAAGUGAUUUCCCAUCCAAAUUACGACUCUAAGACCAAGAAUAAUGACAUUGCUCUCAUGAAGCUGCAGACACCCUUGGCUUUUAAUGAUGUAGUGAAGCCAGUGUGUCUGCCGAACCCAGGCAUGAUGCUGGACCUAGCCCAGGAGUGCUGGAUUUCAGGGUGGGGGGCCACCUAUGAGAAAGGGAAGACCUCAGAUGUGCUGAAUGCUGCCAUGGUACCCUUGAUCGAGCCCUCCAAAUGUAAUAGCAAAUACAUAUACAACAACUUAAUCACACCAGCCAUGAUCUGCGCCGGGUUCCUCCAGGGCUCUGUCGACUCUUGUCAGGGAGACAGUGGAGGGCCCCUGGUUACUUUGAAGAAUGAAAUCUGGUGGCUGAUUGGGGACACGAGCUGGGGCUCGGGCUGUGCCAAGGCAUACAGACCUGGAGUAUACGGGAAUGUGACAGUAUUUACAGAUUGGAUCUACCAGCAAAUGAGGGUAAUUUCCUUGAUUCCUGGACUGUCCAUGGACUGUCCAUGGACUUGUGAGCUCAAGUCACAGGUCCGGGAGGAGUGCACAUUGUCAGAAAGUGGACACUUUCAUGGUCUAGACUUCUCCUGGGUCACCUUUCACUCCCCUGUUCCAGGUCUCCCCAUCCCUAUGAUUUCCCAAUUCCUCUCUACACCCACUCCAGGCCUAUGGUGCCUGUAUACUUGGCGGGAGGCACUGUCAACCUCACUGGCCUUCCUGCUAUCGUUGAUGGCAGAGCCAGACUCAUAGAACCCCCUUGGCUCCCCAUUUUAGUGCAGGAUCAGCAGAGCCAGGCGCCUACCCAGCCUUCACCCAUUCACACACUUGGGUGAUAGAAUAGUCAGAACGGUACUCUUCCUCAGAGUGGUCUCAUGAGGGGCGUUAUGUUCAUGUUCAGAGGGAGAGGAGUGGCUAGAGAUCUCAAGUCCCCAACGUGGCUCCAGGGGAGGUUGCACAGCCAGGAAGAAGUUCAAGAGUUCCUGUAGCCUACCUUCCUGGCUCAUCAAUACAAUCUGUUGGGUCUCCAGCUCCUUCCAUUCCAGGGAUCAAAAUGAUGGUCUGCUUAGGCAUGGACUCAUAGGAGGGUUCCUAGAGAAAGAGCAUAUCUCCUAGUAUCUGCCUGAUAAAGAAGAAAUGGGACCAAGGCAUUUUCGUGAAGCCUGAUCAUGUCAAUCCAAGUGCUCCUGAGUUCACAGUGUCACAUCUCUUGAGGGGAAGUCCUCCUGGCAAAAGAAGAUGUGGGAACAGACAAACCAGACUAUGCUGGGGGGCACAAAGAGGAGACUAGAGGGAGGGGCAGUAUGGAGGGCACUGACCAGCAGAUAUAUUUAAGCCUGAAGGCCACUCAGCAUGGCCUUGAGGAAAGAGAGUGCUGAGUGAGAGGGGUACCACAGGUAAGAAUGGAGGACCUCUCCAGGUAGAGAGUAGCUGGAACCAAGUGAGGCUUCUGGGCAGAGGCACAUGUGCUUCCUGCACCUGUAGCCUGAGCUUGACCUGCAGAAGUCUCUGAGGCCUGAGUCAGACUCGGAUUCUCAGAUCAUCAGGGGAAAAAGACAGCUUUGUCUGUCUUAGGAGAGUAACCUCGUCUCUUCUUCCUGUUGGCACAGGCGAACAGCUAAUCCACGUGGCUUUGUCCCCGACUUCCUUUGUCUUCAACAACCUUCUGCAAGAAAACCAAGGGGCGGAUUUUCAACUUCCUGUGCACAAUGUACCUUUUGAGAUGAUUCAAAGGGCCUUUCACUUUUAUUAAACAGUGACUUAUCUGACUGUGCUCCCUGGUCCUGUGAGGGCUUCAGUGCCCCACCCUCCAGGCUACUUCAGCAGCUCCUACCAGAAAGGAUGACCAGAUCCUGUUGGGUUUGGGCACAUAGGGCCAAAUACAGAAGAAGGUGGCACUCUCAUGUUGAGACUUCUUUUUGGCUUAUGCUCAGGCCUCUUUUGGAUGAGUAAGGACUAUGACCUCUGAGUAGUCUGAUGACCUGAGAAGAGUAGGGAAGCCAGGCAGGGCCUUGGGCCAAGGUACAGGUACAGAGAGAGAAAGAGAGAGAGAGAGAGAGAGAGAGAGAGAGAGAGAGAGAGAGAGAGAGAGAGAGAGAGAGAACACUACCCAUUGCCUGUGGCCUAGCUCUGCUGUGUAGUUUUGGGCUGGUCAUACUAUAAUGACUUCAUGAACAACAGCCCAGGAGUAAAGGACUUAUUCUCCUGCAUGUUGACAUGACAGUCAUUUCCAAGGUUGAUGGAACCUUUGCCAGGCUGAGGGCCUAGGCAGGGCCUUCAGAGCAAGAAACUAAUGUCUGCAUGUCCCUUGGGUGAGCUCUAUAUGGUAUCAUUCAGUCUGGUUCUUGGCUCCCCACCGCUAUUUCUGUCAGCCUUUCACAGCCUGAAACUUACCUCUUUGGUUUGGCUCCAGGUAAGGCCUGGUACUUGAUGGAGCCUGUAUAGCUCAGCUAGUCAUCUAGAGGCUGAGGUCCAUUAGAAUCAGGGACUUGUGAAUCCAGUCACCUUGCUUCUGGGUUGUGUUUAUUCCCUUACUACCUCACUGCACCUGCACACUAGUCUGGAUGAAUGUCUGUAGUUCACCUGCAUUUGGACUGUGUGCUUGUGCCUCAGAUAUUAGACCUCUUCCAGAUGGUUAGGUUGUUCUGUAGACUGACGAUGGGAUUAGUAGUCCCAAGCUUUGGACAAAGAUGAAAAAGAGGAGCUCGUUGUCUUCUAUCCUUUUCUGGCCCUGGGUUUAUACCAGGAAAGCCAUGCCACAAUCACCAAAUAUGAAGUAUGAAUGUCUUACCUAUGGUGAGGCUCUGCCUCCUCCUCUGUGCCUGGCUCUUCAGAAGGCAGUGAAUGGGUCACAGCUGGGACUCCGUCUUUGCUGGGGAGGGUCUCCCACCAAGGAAAUAGUUGCCACUCCAUGUAAAGAGUUCCCUCAUGCUUCCUCUGGGAACAACACUCUAGGGACCUUCUUAGAUGCCAUAAGGUACCUACUUACAAGACUAAAUGUACAAGCACCUUGAAGUGUGAGAACAUGUUCCCUCCUUAGCUCUCCCUGUCUUUGCUGUUGGUUGGUUAUUUCCUGUUUUGUGUCUGUUCUGAGCUGUGAGAUUCCACUGUGAAAUGUAUGAAUAAAGUAUGUAAUUCUG